This is a messenger RNA of Gadus morhua (Atlantic cod), 7512 nucleotides long. RefSeq names its product potassium voltage-gated channel, subfamily H (eag-related), member 4b (gene kcnh4b). Gene Ontology annotation, biological process: regulation of membrane potential; potassium ion transmembrane transport. The transcript has 16 exons. The record is from RefSeq and is a predicted model, not a curated record. Gene Ontology annotation, cellular component: plasma membrane. Bases 2223 to 6068 code for a protein of 1281 amino acids. Lineage: Eukaryota; Metazoa; Chordata; Actinopteri; Gadiformes; Gadidae. Gene Ontology annotation, molecular function: voltage-gated potassium channel activity.
CCCUUCUGCCCCACCUCCCUGGUCCUCCAGACUCUCUCCUACAUCUCCUUUCCCCCACACACUCCCCACCUCCCAUCUCCCCCAUGCUCUUCUGCUUCACCUCUUCCCGACCUGCCCUUUCCCACAACUCUCCCUUACCUCCCCUCUCCACCACCUCCAACUUACUCUUAAACUACAGGCAAUCCUCAAAUAGCUGAGAGGAUAAAAUCCCUGUGGCUUAUCACAGAUAUUGGAGUCAAGUAGGAUAAUGAUCUUUGGUGACACGCUCUGUUUCUUGUUUUGAGGUGGUAAUGUUUAGUGCUUCUAGACAUCAAAAUGCCUUUCUGACCAUUGCGGGACAGAUCAGCUUAAAUAGUUGGCGUGGGUAUUGUCGGCAAAAUAACUAAAACAAAGAUGUUUUGGUUUUCCAAACAAUCGAUUCAUUUGAAUUUCUUUAGGGAAUAUGUCGCCGAAAGUUGCGUUAAUACGACGUGUAGCUUGCUCGCUCUAGCAAGGGAAAAUAAAUAAAUAAAAUAAAGACGGUGUUGAAUUGGAGGUUCUCAUGAAGAAAAAUCACGCUUGAUCCACUUAAUCCUCUCUUUUAAGCCGCUUGACUCUUAAUUCUCCCUCUCUCUCCGUGUAUGAAGAGGAACGCUGAAUGAAUGCUGUGACUUGAGCCCCGUCUUUGAACACGUGUUCGAGGAAGCAACAUAAAUACUGUGCUGCUGUUUUACUUCCACUAUAUAUCUAGGGCGGUAAUGACUGUCAUUACUUGUAGCCGAUGGUAGUCUUGGAUGCACAUGGGUCUGUGUGUGUGUGUGAGAGAGAGAGAGAGAUAAAGAGAGUCUGAUGGGCCGUGCUCACUCUCUCUAAGAAAAAAAACAACCAUUUCCGAACUGGAUUAUUGUCAACUAGAAUAUCACUAAUCCUAAUGGACGCUGCUCAUUGCUGCAAAAUACCAAAAUAAAAAACGACAGUGGCUUGUCUGUCGCUUGUGUUAGGGAUGUUUUAAUUUGAGUAAUUUCUUAAAUUUCUUUAUUUGUACGAUAUUAUAUGUAUGUACCCAACCGAAUGUAGGAGAUUUCUCCCCCCUCCCUUCCGCCACAGAGCGCACCUUGCCUCUUGAGGGCCACAGUGCGGCUACGUAUGGAUUGUGUUCUUUUGAAAGACAAUCAAAGCAAAAAAAGAAUAGGGUCAGGGUGGACACAAUGGGACUCAUUGAUGGAAACGCUUUUAAAGGUAAUCCAUCUCUCAGCCUAUAGGAGACAAGCACACAAUACCCAGCGCUGAUAACGCCACGGUGUGGUGCAAUGGCACUGUCACACACACACACACACACACACACACACACACACACACACACACACACACACACACACACACACACACACACACCUGUCCCCAUCUUUUUGGCAUCCUUUGGUUCCUCCCUCCUCUCUCCCCUCCCCUCCUCUCCUGCCUCCCUCCGAGACACAGAGGAGAACAGCUUUCUAUAGUGAGUGCAGAGCGAAGGAAAGCGAAGACUCCAAUUGGCUGAUCUGUGAGGAGUGGAUGGGCGCGGAGAGAGAGAGAGCCAGAGAGAGACGGAUAGUGAGAGAGAGAUAGAGAGAGAACGAGAGAGACGGAGAGAGAGAGAGAGGCUUAAGAAGAAUGUUUUCAGUCUCUCCCCGGUCACAUCGUGUGUUAGAGAUGAGGCACAGACAAAGAGUAGGAGAAGAGAAACAUUGCUGAAUAAUAAACCUGAGGAAUUCUUAUGGAUUUUUUUUCUCUUUCUGGACCGGUGUUUGAGGGAGACUAAAGGAUAACUUCUACUGAACACACGCUGGUGGAUUGCCUCUCUCUCUGUGAUCAGGGACUGGGAUUAAUUGCACAUCUAAAGUCCUUUGAACCAGCGGCAACACUCUCACAACGACCCGGAUCUGCUAUACAAGACCACCAGUGGUUUGGAAACAGCCAGGCUGAAACUAACUUCUGUCUGAUUGAACCGCGUGGCGUUCGCUCGUCCCUCUCCACCCAACGCAUGGGGCUGGGCUACCAAGGACGGGGCGCUGCUGCUGCCGCUGCUGCUGGUGGACUAUAGAUGUGUGUCCCCCCUCCUCCUCCUCCUCCUCUUCCUCGUCCUUCUCCUCCUCCUCCUGGCAGUAGUCUCUCCUCAGCGUUCGGGCCCCUGGGUUACCCCCCCGGUGAUGGUGUGAGCAGCGGGUGGACAGUGGACCACCUCCACCCUCUCCUGGGUCAUCGUCAUGCCCGUGAUGAAGGGGCUCCUGGCCCCGCAGAACACCUUCCUGGACACCAUCGCCACGCGCUUCGACGGCACCCACAGCAACUUCCUGCUGGGCAACGCCCAGGGCCACCGUGGCUACCCCAUCGUGUACUGCUCCGACGGCUUCUGCGAGCUGACGGGGUACGCCCGCACGGAGGUGAUGCAGAAGAACUGCAGCUGCCGCUUCCUGUACGGCGGUGACACCAGCGAGCUGGUGGCCCAGCAGAUGGAGAAGGCCCUGGAGGGACGGGAGGAGUACCAGACGGAGGUCCACUUCUACCGCAAGAACGGCACGGCCUUCUGGUGCCUGCUGGACAUCGUGCCCAUCAAGAACGAGAAGGGGGAGAUGGUGCUGUUUCUCUUCUCCUUCAAGGACAUCAACGACACCUACGGGAAGGCCCACCACAGCAGCAGGAAAGAAGUGUCGGAGGACAGCAGGAGGCGGAGCCGGAAGAGCAGCUCCCACUUCAGCGAGGCGCGUAAGCGGGGUCACACCGUGCUCCACCACCUCACUAGCCACUUCUCCCGCCGCAGUCGCGCCGACGUCAACCUCGCCAACAACAUGUUUGAGAAGCCCUCCCUGCCCGAGUACAAGGUGGCCUCGGUGCAGAAGUCGCGGCUGAUCCUGCUGCACUACAGCGUGUCCAAGGCCCUGUGGGACUGGCUCAUCCUGCUGGCCACCUUCUACGUGGCCGUCACCGUGCCCUACAACGUCAGCUUCACGCCCUACGACGAGGUGGACUCCUCGGCCCGCUCCACCAUCGUCAGCGACAUCGCCGUGGAGAUGCUCUUCAUCCUAGACAUCAUCCUGAACUUCCGCACCACCUACGUGAGCCAGUCGGGUCAGGUGGUGUACGAGGCCCGCUCCAUCUGCCUCCACUACGCUACCAGCUGGUUCUUUGUUGACCUGGUGGCCGCCUUGCCCUUUGACCUCCUCUAUGCCUUCAACAUCACCGUGACCUCCCUGGUCCACCUGCUGAAGACGGUGCGUCUGCUGCGGCUGCUGCGGCUGCUGCAGAAGCUGGACCGCUACUCCCAGUACAGCGCCAUGGUGCUCACCCUGCUCAUGUCCGUGUUUGCCCUGCUGGCCCACUGGAUGGCCUGCAUCUGGUACAUCAUCGGCCGCAAGGAGAUGGAGCGGCACCACGACGACGGCUGGGACAUCGGGUGGCUCCACGAGCUGGGCAAGCGCCUGGAGACGCCGUUCGCCAACAGCACGGCGGGGGGCCCGUCGGUGAGGAGCUCGUACAUCGCGGCGCUCUACUUCACCCUCAGCAGCCUGACCAGCGUCGGGUUCGGCAACGUGUGUGCCAACACGGACGCCGAGAAGAUCUUCUCCGUCUGCACAAUGCUCAUCGGAGCGCUCAUGCACGCCGUGGUCUUCGGCAACGUGACGGCCAUCAUCCAGCGCAUGUACUCGCGGCGCUCGCUGUACCACACGCGCAUGAAGGACCUGAAGGACUUCAUCCGUGUGCACCGCCUGCCGCAGACGCUCAAGCAGCGCAUGCUGGAGUACUUCCAGACAACCUGGUCCGUCAACAACGGCAUCGACGCAAACGAGCUCCUGCACGACUUCCCUGACGAGCUGCGGGCCGACAUCGCCAUGCACCUGAACAAGGACAUCCUGCAGCUGCCCGUGUUCGAGGGCGCCAGCCGCGGCUGCCUGCGCUCGCUCUCGCUGCACAUCAAGACGUCCUUCUGCGCGCCCGGGGAGUACCUCAUCCGGCAGGGCGACGCCCUCCACGCCAACUACUUCGUCUGCUCCGGCUCCCUGGAGGUGCUGCGGGACAGCAUGGUGCUCGCCAUACUGGGUAAAGGCGAUCUGAUUGGUUCGGACCUGCCCGACACGGAGCAGGUGAUCAAGACCAACGCGGACGUGAAGGCGCUGACCUACUGUGACCUCCAGUACAUCAGCGUGCGGGCCCUCAAGGACGUGCUGGAGCUGUACCCCGAGUACGCCAGCGUCUUCACCUCCGAGAUCCACCACAACCUCACCUACAACCUGCGGCAGGGCAGCCAGGACGAGGGCCUCACCAGGUUUACAAGGUCACCCAGGCUUUCACAUAACUCACGCGUCGCCGGCGACCACAAGCUGCCGUCCAUUGUGGAGACCAAGGGCGGCGGCGGCGGCGGCGGCAUCGGCUCCGGCCCCGAGGACCCCGAGGCCUUCGGCCUGUCGCCCGCCUCCCUCCGCUCCGGACGCAACCUGCUGCUGCCCAGCUUCGGCAGCCCGGUGCGCCGCACCUCGCUGGGCAACCUGCUGGGCGACGAGCUGCGGCAGUUCAACGCCCUGCGCCGCUGCCGCUCGCCCAACCUCAGCCGCGGCGCCCGCGCCCUGAGCCUCACGCCGCAGCUGGCCUCCAAGAAGGAGCACGGCCUCCACGCGUUGGCCCCCGCCGUCGGGGCGUCGGGGGCCACGGUGGGGGCCAAGGGGCAGCCCAGCUGGGAGCAGAAGCCCGCCAAGCUCCUCAUCCCCACGGUGACGUGCUUCGCCCCGCCGGACCUCAGUCCUAGGGUGGUGGACGGCAUCGAGGACAACGCGCGCUCCUUCCACUUCAACGUGGAGCACAGCGGCCCCAAGGCCAGCGCACCUGGCGCCUCCCCAGGGUCCAGGGAGGACAACUGCAUGCUGCUGCUGGAGACGGAGCAGGUGAAACACAGCAUCUCGGAGCUCAACCUCAAGAUGGGCACGUUGAACCAGGACGUCUCCCAGCUCAGCAAGGACCUCCACCACAUCAUGCUCCUCCUCCAGCUCCAGGUGACCGCCCACCACCACGGCCCGGCCCUCUGCUCCCAGUCCCACCCCCUCCAGACCGCCCCCACCCCGGCCUCGGGUCCGCCCUGCGGCCUGUCCCACGGGCCCCUACCCAGCAUGCACCUCCACCGCGUGUCUGGCAGCGUGGAGAGCCUCAGCCACCUGGGGCCCCUACCGCCACGCAUGGCCCAGCGGGGCGUCGACGGGGCCAACGGGCCCCUCUACCAGUCCCGGUCGGCCAGCCCUGGAGCCGCUAACAUCUUCCACCCCCGUCCCGUGGACUCCGAGGAAGCCCGCCCCGGCCCCCCGGCUCCAUGGAGCCAUGGCCCGCCGUCCCGGCUGGGCUUCGGCCCGGCCUUCCAGUGCGGGAACCCGGGCCCGGCGUCCCAUCCUGGGCACGGAGAGCCGGAGAGCCGGCCUCUGAGCACCAGCCCCAUGAACAUCAGCCAGUCCCAGCCGUCCCUGUUCCUGCAGUACGCGGGGGGCGGAGGCGGCGGCGGGGCUCUGGGGGAAUUCUCCUGUCUGUUAUCCAGCGCCCCCACGUCCACCUCCAGCCUGCUCGCCCCUCCCUCCAGCCCCUUCCACCCGCCCCCCCACCACCAGCACCACCCGCCUCCCCCGGACAGCCAGCCCUGUGCUGCGGGCCCACACGGGGAGCUCCCCGCCCUCGCCCCCCCCGACCCCUACAACGGCAGUACCGUCCCGUCGCAGGCCUCCGGCCGCCUCCGCAGGGACAACGCGCACCCCUUCGCCCCCCACUCCUCCUCCCGCUCCUCCUCCCAUUCCUCCUCCUCCUCCUCCGUCAGCGCCUCCCCGCCCCCCGCGUUCUCGGGGGAGGUCCCCGUGGGUUCCCCGGGCGCGGAGCCUCGGGGCCGGGACCCUCUGGGGGCCCUAGACGCCCUGAACGGCCCCGGGCCCCUGGGCGACUCCGGCGGCGUGGGCCACACCAGCCUGGAGAGCCUGCUGGGGGGCUGCGGGGGCUCCACGGAGAGCGCCUCGUCGCGCCGCUCCAGCGCCGACCUCCAGACGCAGAGCACGGAACAGUCGUGGUCGCUGGACCUCACGGACUAGGUUUCCCUGGCAACGGCAGCGAGGGACCUUGAAACCCUGCGGAGGGCACGGCGGUGGUUGCCGGAGGGGCCGCCGAGCCUGGGGGGAGACGAUCCUACUUGUCAGUGUUUUAAUGGGUUUUUCCUGGAGGUUGGGGGCGCGCUACUUACUGUGUCCUGUAGUGGGGGCUGUUGGGGCUUUAUUGGCCGCUCUUCUAUGCAAAGUCAAGUCCUUCGUGCAUUGGAUUCUCUUUUGUUAAUUUUGAAUCAUUCGUUUUUCAUUUGUAUGUGAUAUGAAUAUGCAGCAUAUCAUUUACAGAACUCUAAUUUUUAGGUUCCUGGAAAAUACUACAUUUUAGGAAACCCUCUUCAGAGCAUGAAUCUGUCUUUUAUUUAGAGAAAAUCAGCACAAAAUGAAUUUUUGUGGUGAUUUUUUUCAGGAUAUCGGAAUGGCUAUGAAUGAGUAUUCAACUUGCAUGAUACGCCAAUUAAAUUACUAUUUAUUUAUUUAUUGGUUGAAGAACGCUUGUAGUUGGUACAAGCAUUGAUAUACAGUAGUUAGUACAUGAAUUCCAUAAAAAAAGGUAUUAUUCUAAACAUUGAGCAUUACAUGAAUUCACACACACUCUCCAGCUCUACAAAAGCUUGUUCUACUACUCAUUAUCCUGAUUUAUGUUGAUAACUUGAUGUUAAAACGCUGUUACCUCCUUGCAUGGUAAAGUUGUUGAUUUCUGUUUCCUAAGGAAAAGGCAUCCAAAGUAAUGUGUAAGCAUUCUCUAUGAUCACCUGUAUGUACUAUAGACAGAGGCCGCAGGCGACAGAGCCAGAGGGUACUCUGUAGUAAAGCACGUGAUGUGGAGUGUUCACCGCACGGCAUAGAUUGUACUUCUGUUUUAGCUGCUACCUCUCUUCUUUUGGAUUCGGAAACCCAUUGGUUCUUGAACUACAUUUUCUAAACCUAUUCUGCAAUUGUAAAAAUGAUAUUGUUUAGUCAUCCCUAUCCACAGUCCAAGUGUGUGUGUGUGUGUGUGUUUGUAUGUGUAUAUAUAUAUAUAAAAAGAUAUCUAUGUAGAUGUCUAUAUAUAUAAUCUAUGAAGGAUUUCUCAAAAGCACACAAAGCGCCUGUUAUUUUUAAUCACACACACACACAACAUACAACACCACACACAUAAGCACAUUUAUACAUAGAAACACAUAUGUGCAUCCAUAUGUAGAUACUUUUUGCCGUUUAAUUAUUUACAUUCUAUUCAAAAUAUCAAUGCAUCCUGAUAGAAAGUAUCAAUGAAUCACACAAGCCGUGGAAGAUACACAGUAUUGGGAGUCAUUGUUGGGAUGGAAAUAAUUUCUCCAAAUGAUAAAAAAUAAAGAGUUGCUGAGGAUAUAAUGUGUGUUGUUUCUCUUGGAUUCCCAAAGAAUAACAUCAAUAUACAGGUAUCAAAUAUCUACUCAUAAGAUAAUGAACAAAG